This is a messenger RNA of Gracilinanus agilis (Agile Gracile Mouse Opossum), 1124 nucleotides long. RefSeq names its product CMRF35-like molecule 1. Lineage: Eukaryota; Metazoa; Chordata; Mammalia; Didelphimorphia; Didelphidae. Gene Ontology annotation, molecular function: transmembrane signaling receptor activity. The coding region runs from base 1 to 1023 and encodes 340 amino acids. The record is from RefSeq and is a predicted model, not a curated record. Gene Ontology annotation, cellular component: plasma membrane. The transcript is spliced from 9 exons.
AUGCUGGAGGGGGUGCUCAUAUGCGAUGUGAAGGUGAGGCACAGACAGCAGCCUGUUAAGUCUGUGAUGAAGAUUGUGCCAAUGAAGUAUGAGAAGAAAAUGUAUCUGCUGUCAACUUUUCUCUUUCUCUGGCUCCCAGGUUGUUUCUCCUCUGAAAACCUAUGGAGCCCUGAUCAUGUGAAUUUUGAAGAGAAUAGUUUGGGGACUGUAAAUUGCAGUUACGCAAAGGGAUGGGAGCAGUAUGUAAAGUGGUGGUGUCGAGGAGCUAAUUGGUAUUGUGAAAUUCUUGUAAAAACCAAGGAAUCAGAGAGCGUGAAAGACCGUGUAUCUAUCCAGGAUGAUGUCGCAGCACACAUAUUCACAGUGACAAUAAAAGACAUCAGAAAAGGAGAUGAAGACUUUUAUUGGUGCGGGAUUGAGAAGUACGGAGUUGACAUUGGAAAACGGAUUCGACUGACAGUUUCCCCAGUGCCAACUACAGUGAAGACAGCCACUAAUGCCAGAACUACAAAUACAGCCACUAAUGCCAGAACUACAAAUGUGAUAACCAUCAAAAGUACAAGAAACAUCACAGGAAUAGUAAACAACUAUUCUAACAAAAGGUUUAAAAUCACAGAUCUCCAACACCUACUGCCCAUCAUCUUUGGCAUUUUAUUGGUAAUGUUUGUGGGGGCAUCCAUUCUGGUUUGGAGAAUGAUGCUGAAACAGAAAAAAGAAGCUGAAAAACUUGCCAAGAAGCAGUCCACGGAGGAGGGCAUUUGUUAUGCAAAUCUGACCCUGCAGCAGAGGACAUCCAGAGAUGCCCCUCUAGAUUCUCCAGAGGCAGAGGCUUCACCGGAAGCCUCCAACAGAGUCAAUAGCAUCUACAGCGAAGUAGAAUAUGUCACUAUGGCUUCUCUCAGAGAAGAGAAUAUAUCCUAUGCUACUCUUUCUCUGCAUACCCCAGACCAGACCUCAAUAUAUACCAAUAUGGGAAAUCUGAACUCCCAACAUCACCUGAGAAAUCCUAUUGAGAAAAAUUAAUACAGCAUGUAAAAGAAGACUUAGUUUUUCCCUUAGUACUUCUCUGCUCUUAGCCCGGACUUGACUUGCUUCCUGACGCCUCCUCUUUCAUCUUCUCUACC